AUGAAGAAGGUAGUUGAGAUUCUGCAUGGUGCAGGACAUUAUGUGACACUUCUCUCGUCAGUAAAUAACAAGGUGCAGACGGUACCGGAUGGUGUAACAUUAAAGGAAUUUGAUUAUGGUGUUAAAAGUGAAGCAUUGGAAAAUGUGUGGACUGAGGUUCGCGUGAUCGACCGCCUGCGAGCCGUAUCGAAACUUUCGCAAGAUAUGUUGCUAUUUUGUGAAAAAGUUUUCGAUCGUAUUGACGUUAUCGAUUGGAUGCGUGUGGAGAAAUUUGAAAUCGCUAUUACUAGUGGUGUGACCUGCUUUCAACCUCUACUUCGCUUGGCUGGUAUACAAAGAUCAGUUGUGGUUACAUCUGCCGAGCCAGCACCAUGGAUAACAAGAACAAUGGGGAUGCCGAGUUCCGGGAAUCCACUCAAGGAAGAAAUGUCUUAUUUCCAGCGAGCAAAGACGGUCAUAUCGGGUCACAUCGAAGAAUCGCUUCUACAAAAUAAGCUCAUUAAGCCGCUAGAUGAAAUGGGUCGAAGAAUCGUUGGAGAUCGUUACACUUCCAUGAAGCAUGCUGUUGGUCGAAGCUCUUUCAUUUUUGUAAACAGCGACGAGCUGUUAGAUUUCCCUCGCCCUCUUACUUCCCAAUGGUUCUAUAUUGGUGGAAUAGACGCAAAGAAGAGAUCAAGUCUAUGUCCACACUGGAAUACGAUACUCUCUAUGAGAUCUCGAAGUGUUCUCGUCUCGUAUGACGAUAGUUCUACUUGUGGUCAUCUCAAGGAAACUCUUCUUCGAGCGUUCUCGGAAAUCCCGGACACCACAUUCAUCUGGCACCUUCAAGAACAUUCUCCUCUGAACCAAUCGAAUGUUGUACUCGUGCCCAAACUUCCAGAGAGGGACUUGCUUGCUGAUCCUCGCGUAAUUGCCAUAAUCAACGACGCUCGAACAAAUUCGCUCCACGAUGUCGCAUUUGGAGGGAAACCAGUGGUUUGUAUUCCUUCUGAUCAAGCACAGUUACGGAACUGUCAUCAACUCAAGAAAAGAGGACUGGCUCUGGUGAGGAACUGCCGUGACAUAACACCUGAUGACGUCAAGAAAAUGAUAGAAGAGGCAGCAACUAAUGAAGUUCGCAAUUCAGCAAAGAUGUUUUCGAAAGAGGUGACAUCCAGAACAACCUCACCUGAGGAACGAUUAACUCGUGCAGUCGAGUUCGCUGCAAAAUACGGAGGAUCAGUCGAUCUUAAUUCCAAUGAUGACAGUGUUGGCGUGAUGCAAAGAUACAACCUGGACGUGUUCCUUCCGAUUGCGGUUUUACUUGCUGUCAUUGGGCUUUUGAUAGCGUGGAUUGCUCGAACUCUGUGGAUCAAAUGCAAGAAAAGUACUAUGGUGGAAAGUAAUGGAACUAGUGACAUUACUGAUUUGCCUAGAGAUGGAGCGGAGUCGAAAAAGCCCUCCACAGCAGAACUGGAAAGAGAAGAACCUGCAUCUUCCAUCGACAGUGAGGUCACCGAAUAA
Messenger RNA from Necator americanus (New World hookworm), 1503 nucleotides. RefSeq lists its product as uncharacterized. NCBI's taxonomy places the organism in Eukaryota, Metazoa, Nematoda, Chromadorea, Rhabditida, Ancylostomatidae. The coding region runs from base 1 to 1503 and encodes 500 amino acids. The transcript has 13 exons. The record is from RefSeq and is a predicted model, not a curated record. Gene Ontology annotation, molecular function: UDP-glycosyltransferase activity.